CUGCCAAGCACCUGGGGAGUCAGCCUGGGGCAAGAAGCCCUGCCAGCUGUGGUGGGCUGGGGUCAGGACCCAUCCGGCUUGCCUGGCACUUGGCAGGCCCCCGCCCCAAAGUGUGUGUAAAAGGGAUGCUAUCAGGGUGCCUGGGAGGUCAGUGAGUAGUGCAGGCAAGGGCACUGCUCUUUCUGGGUUUCCCCUCCCAGUGGCAGCCUCCCUUCCCUUUUUGUCAAAUCGAAGAUGGAUCAGUAGAUCAACAGCUCUAUAGAAACCUCAGGACAUUACAGCAGGGUUGCACAGAAACCUCAGGACGUUACAGCAGGGUUGCACUGGGGCUCGUGGUACGCUUAGCGCUUGUAGGAAUAGCACUGCCUGGUAGUAAGCACAACUUCUCAGACACGUUACUAAAACAUGGGCAUUCUUGGUUUCCUCUGGUGCUGACUUUAAUUAAAAGUUGACCUGAUCUGAAAUAUAAAUGAAUAAACUCCCCCGUGCUGAGAAAUGCUUGGCCCAAUUAAUUAUUCCGUGUGCUGGAGAAAUGGUUUUAUUGUUAAUUGAAGACUCCUGGUUUGAUUGAAUUAUAUGGAAUUAAGUGUCUUGAAUGAAGGCAGCAGCAGGAGCGGAGGAGACGGGCGGUCGGGGAGCACAGCUCCAAAUUCUGUGAGCAGCGGGGGGCUCAGUAUCACCUGCAGUCAGCCUGUUUCACUGGGCUGAACGGCUGGAUGUUGAGAAAUGGUAAAUAAUGCCAGGAGUUUAGCUGGAAAUCACAGGGCCUUUCUGACUCGGGGAAAAAAGUAACUGCCAGCUUUCUGAGAUUAUAGGAUUAAACUGUAUCAGUACUUUAAAUGUGACUCAUGAGCAGGGGCUUUCUGAAGAGAAUUACAUAAAUUUCCCAAGGUCUUUCUGAAUAACAAAUUGUUCCGAAUAAUUUCCUCAUAUUUAACAACCGAGGGUGAAAUCCUGGCCCCGCUGAGGUCAACAGCAAAGCUCCUUUUGAUUUCGGUGGUUUCAGCAUUUCACCCCUGGGAUGUGGGAAAUCGUUGGCUCUUCUGUGGUCAUUGAGACUCAAAGUGAGGAAACCUCUGCAGCUGGACAAGUGAUUUUCUGUCCUCUGGCAGUUCACUGCCCUUGGAUUUUUGUGUUUACCUCGCUUAGUGAGGAGCUGGGUUCUACUCUAAUUUGCACCGAUGUGGAUUUACAGUAUAUUUUUAGAUAUCUCUGAGCGAAAUCUAUCUUCUUGUCAAGGCACGUGACCCCAACCAUUUCUUGCCAUGUCAUAGUAGUAGCAAAUAGGGAACUGCACAAUUUGGGGUUGUCCAUGUGGAAAUUUAACUUUACCCACACUCCUAUCCCAAGGCAACUGUUUGCUUACCUGCACUACAUUAAUUGCAAUGACUUGGCUAUAAUUCCUACAACUCUAAACAAGAAUAGAUUAUGUGUCAUGUAGUUUCCAAAGGAAUCCAAGAAAACAAAAAUCUCAAAAACCUCCACGAUGAGGAAAGCAGGAAAAGUAAUAGAUCAAAAUCCAAUGAACAAAAGUUGCUUUAUGAUUAGGGGAGGUAAUACAAUCUAUUUUCCUGCACCUCUUGUCCUGUGGGCCAGCCACACAAAAUGCUCAGCUUUCUUCCAGACCUCUUCUCUCGCCUCUGCUGAGGGAUGGAUGGUUUGUGCUGGGUUGCCCAUGGUGUUUGGGUGACUGACUGCUGAGUUUUGUGCAUUUCUCCCUCAGUGGGAUUAGCAGUUUUCACCAAGCACGUAGGGCGUGUCUCUGCCUCUUCCAAAAUUGGCUAAAAAACUGAGGAUGGCUAAAAAGGGGAAAGCAAAAACCACUGUCAGAUUGGUUUAUUUCUGUGGGCAAACUGCUAGAAAUGAUGUUCCUCCAUGGGUGCCCCAUUAACCAGUCUCAGCCAAAGUCUCUUUGGUUACAUAGCUUUAUAUCAGCAGGAGAUCUGACCAUAAACACUGAAGAAUUAAAAACUUGUUGAGGGCACGUGAGGACAGUUUCAGAUUUUGUGAGUGUAAAGGGAGGAAACAACCGGCGUUGCAUUUUUCAUUACUCCUUCCCUCUGUCUCAGUUUGUGCCUCAAAGCUGUGUGGAUGUGUAGAUUUCCACCUUUCUUACAGCUCUGAUUGUGAACUGCUUCUCAGGAGUAUAUAACAAGACAUAUUUUUCUGUCUGUAAAACUGAACCUGGUGAGCACUUUGUAGCUGAUUCAGCAAACUUCAGCUUCUUCAAAACUCUCUAAUCUUUACUGAAGUGUAGCUGAGAUGAAGGUGGGCUCCGUCCAUUUCAAGCUGUGAUUUUGUGGUGGGGUAGCUAUGAAGAUACAGAUAAUUCAGUGUUUUAAAUAAUAAUAAUAUUUCUUUGGUUGCUGUUUUUGGUUAUUGUUUUAAAAUGCUGCCUUGAAUUGAGCCUGGUGUGAAAGCUUUUACUAGUGAUAAAAUUCUGAACUGUUUCUCAUGAGAGACUGAGGUACGCAGGGAAUGUGGGCUGAGCAAUGCAAGAAAUAUAUUACUUCACAGUAUGAAAUAUACCUCUAGGAGAUAUUACUUGCCUCUUUACAGCUGUUGAAAGGCUAUUCCUGUCUCUUUUUGCUUUUCAGCAAAAUGAUGGUCCAACACACCGGCCAGGUGUCUGCAUUAGAAGUCAGUGCCUCCGCAAUUGUUCCCACCUUGUCUCCUGCAGGGUCACUGGGGUUUGAUGAUUUCACAAAUUUAACCCCACUGGUGAAAGAGGAACUUAGAUUCGCCAUCCAAAACAAACGUCAGUCCCACAGGAUGUCUUCUGCUUUGGAUACGGUGACAGUGUCCGAAAGGCCGAUGGAAACAUCAAUCAUGAAAACAGAGUUUUCUCCUGAAGAGGAUGAAAGAAAAAAGCGAAGAAGGGAAAGGAACAAAAUUGCUGCUGCAAAGUGCCGAAACAAGAAGAAGGAAAAAACAGAAUGUUUGCAGAAAGAAUCAGAAAAGCUGGAAACUAUCAAUGCGGAAUUAAAAGCCCAGAUUGAAGAGCUAAAAAAUGAGAAGCAGCAUUUGAUAUACAUGCUAAAUCUUCACAGGCCCACCUGUAUAGUUCGGGCACAAAAUGGAAGGACACCUGAAGAUGAAAGGAAUCUUUUUAUUCAACAGAUCAAAGAAGGAACGUUACAAGGUUAAGUGAUAUGGCAAAUGUGGAAAUAUUUAUAGUAUGUUUUAACAACUAUAAGCAACAGAAUCCACAGAGGAUCUGACUUAUGUGUAGGAUUCUAUUAGUAAAGAGCGCUUAGGAAGGGCAGAUUGCUUUCUUAAGCAGGAAGAAUCAUUUUUGGCUUGUCAGAGAUUCUUCCCCUUGGAAGAUCUGGUCUCGGUCAAACUGAAGAGCCUUCUGCCUCAUAAUAGGUUUUGCACCUGUCAUACAUGCUGUUCCUAGGAGCUACAGACAACAGCUUCAGAAGAUUAGCUCUCUGCUAGUAUACAGUAUCUGCACUCACGACGUUUGUGCUAGAACACUAUGACUUCGAUGAUGCACAUGGUACAUACAGCUGUGCUGGAUGGACACUACUUUUCCUUGUGGCUGUCAGGGAAAGCAGACAGAGUAUUUUUAAAGUUUUGUAGUUUCCAGGAGGAUGGUUUCUGGCAGAAUGUACUGAUAUGUAAUUUUGCAUUCUAACCUAACACACACACACAAACACACAAAAAGCCUUUAGUUUCAGUUAAGCUUUGUAACUUUUUUUCACAACACUUGUGUGGUUUUUUUCCUAUGACUCAUCUCAGAAACUGAAUGUGACAAGUCCUAGUAGGUGUGACAAAGAAAGGUUUCUUGCAAAAUAUCCAUGUAGCUAAGAUGAUAUUUUAGGAGCUGGAACCCCACCUGUUAUCCUUUGGGAAGUACAGUGUUUCCUUGCAUUCAGGAGAGAAUUUUGUACCAUCACUUGGCAACUGUGUGAAUUGGACCCACUGGAAAGACGGAAGUAGUGAUGAAGGGACUUUGAUAUGGUUUUGCCCAAGCAAAGAACUGCAGGACUGAAUCCCAGGUUCAUGAAUCAUGAAAAGUUUUUAAAAAAGCAAAAUCAUCUGGGAUCUAAUCUUACAAGCCUUAGCCCUCACUGACAGAAGAGGUUCCAUGGCCUGUAGUGAUCUGGUUAUACAGAUGGCUGUCAGGAGUAAGACGUAGACAAAGCUUUUUCCGUCCUUGUCAGGAUUGCUUCUUUUUGCCAGAUGAUUCAGAGGGAAAAAUUAUGAUUGCAGCUACUUUUAUUUUAUGUUUGAGUGGUAACUACAGUCAAUCAAAAGCGUUACUUAGAAUCUAAAGGAGACAAGAGUUCUGAUGUAGUGAAUAAUUGUUCUCGUUUUUUAUUAAAUACUAACCUUAGAUGUUUCUGAACUGGUAGAAGAGCUGCUGGACAAUACAGUUGGAGCUACGAGUGUUUAAAUUCUGAUGUUUCUGUGAAAUUCUCAGAUUGUUUAAUCCAACAAAAUAUAUCCUUACAAUUUUUUUGUAAAAGAAAAUAUCCUUAUUUAUCACUAAUAUCAUAAUGAGUAAAGUUAAUAAAUACUGCAAGCAAGAUAAAACUGAAAACACAAGUGUUGUGCUGUCUUUUUACUUUCAUCUCUUGGUGUUUAAUAUUAUAUAUUCCUAAACUUCACGAGUUGCAGGAGACACCACUUAACCUUCAUCAUCUCCACAGAUGAGGCAUUUGAGUAUCUUGAAUGAUUGGGUGCAGAGAAUAUACCUCUCGAAAUUCUAUAUCUUGAUCAAUGGUGUCUAGCUGCUCAACAUCACAAUUUAAAUGGAGCUUACAGUACAUAAUAUUUUACACCAGUUGUGCAGUGUUGAAUUUGUGGUUUUAUUCUAAAGGCUAAACUGAAAGAUACCUCAGCCAUAAGCUUCUUCCUCUACAAGUCCUGGCUGAACGUAUCGGGUAUCACUCCUGAUCCUUAUAUGAUCUUUAUAUUCUGCAACAGAACUUAGUACAUUUUUCUAAGAUCUGGAUAUAUUGUAAUGUCCUAUAUCAUGUUUAAAUGCUAUGUACUUCAUGUAUCUGAAAAAUGAAUGUAUUAAAAAGACAACACACUA
Molecule: messenger RNA, 5047 nt
Organism: Centrocercus urophasianus (Greater sage-grouse)
Lineage: Eukaryota; Metazoa; Chordata; Aves; Galliformes; Phasianidae
Gene: ATF3
Product: activating transcription factor 3
Exons: 3
Coding region: 2602-3147 (181 amino acids)
Biological process (GO): regulation of transcription by RNA polymerase II
Cellular component (GO): nucleus
Molecular function (GO): RNA polymerase II cis-regulatory region sequence-specific DNA binding; DNA-binding transcription factor activity, RNA polymerase II-specific
Source: RefSeq, a predicted model, not a curated record